AUGGCGCCGCGUGGUUUCACGAAUCCCGCCCCUCAGGCGCGGUCUGCACUCAGCUCCUUCACCUGCACCCUUUGCAAUAAAUCUUAUUCGCGCCACCCAGAAUACGAAGCACACAUCGGCUCAUAUGAUCACCAGCACAAAAAGCGUUUGCAAGAUCUCAAACAGCUAACACGUGAUCCAAAUGCCAUCGAGAAGAACCGCCGGGCAGAACGUAAAGCCGAUGCGCAGGCCGGUCUGAAAGUCAUCGAGACUCCUGUGGAUAAUGUAUCAAGUGGAGGAAGCUCAGGUUUCAAGAAGGGAGGUUUCAAAAGCUCAUUCGCCGCUGUCAAGGGAACGGUGGCCCCGGCAGCCCCAGUCAAGAAGAACGUCCUAGGAGACGACGAUGAAGAUAGUGGCCCGAAACCUCAAGCCGAUGAUCCCUCCCAUGUGAGGAGAGCCAAAAAGGGUGAAUAUGGUGAUAUGGAAAGUGACACCGAUGAGGAAUAUGGCCAAGAAGGAUAUUAUGAUCCUCGCCAGCCAACGGACUGUUUUGCUGGGUGUACUGCCCCAAGGGUCUGA
Penicillium mononematosum is the source of this 558-nucleotide messenger RNA. Its product is annotated as putative C2H2 finger domain protein. The coding region runs from base 1 to 558 and encodes 185 amino acids. The record is from RefSeq and is a predicted model, not a curated record. Lineage: Eukaryota; Fungi; Ascomycota; Eurotiomycetes; Eurotiales; Aspergillaceae. The transcript is spliced from 3 exons.